ACUCACAUUCUACGCUUGCCACCAGGGAGCAAGGUCACGUUCACGAAUCUAAACAAGAAAAUUUAACAAAACUAUUCCACGAAGUCACAGAGAACAACAUGGACGUACCGUCGGUUGUACAGCAGACGCUUCUUGGCCCUGCCCUUUGGGACCUUCUUCUUCUCCUGCUUUUCGACCUUGGGGGUCUGAGACUUGACUUUGCCGGCACGGGCGAGAGAUCCGUGAACUAUACAGCCAUACGCAGUGAGCAACGGGUCGCCGAGAACGAGAGCAACGAGCAGUAAAGACCUUUUCCCAUAUUGUCUUGAGUCAGCCCAAACAAGGUUUGAUGCAUUCCAGCUCCGCCCAAAUUACCUCUCAUGUAAGCCGGGCGUUUUGUCUCCAACCAACUCGAUUUGGCAGUCCUUAAGGAUGCGCUGGCGAACGUAUUAUAUCGCUCUAUCAAUUGCCUGGAAACGAACCACUCUACUCAGUCUUUUAACUUUUGCGGAGGUCCUUCUACCAAGGGCUAUUCUCGGCGCUGCAUUUGGACUCCUCAUGAUGCAAACUAUUGGACUGUAUUGAACGUUUAGUUACAGCCACACGCCCAGGAAAGGCGCGAACAUGAAUAUUAGCUCCUGCAGACUUGUUCAGGGCGAAAUGUUGGCUGAAUGAUAUUCUCUCAUCGUUCAGCGCGAUAAUACAAGGUAAAUGACGAGUGUAUCUUUCUGCUGUACGUCUCUCCAAUCUGCAGCCUUCCGCUCUACUGUGUCUCUGCUUUAGUGGGCGGCGAUGAUUGCUUCCUGCAUGGUUUAAUUCUUAGACCGUCGGUGUCUUAAUACCGGCGAUGGACCGGAAUGUAGUGUCGAUGAAGAGUGCGCCGCUCCAUGUUGCACGGUGUGCAUUCUGGUUAAGGAGCAGCAUGCCAGAAUCGCCUCUCAAUCUUUUCUUAAAAUCGCUGUCACUCCUUCCUUCGUUUGUUGCUCUUUUUGCCUUUCAGACAUAGGCCCCCGUAGCCUCAGUUCACUGCCAUGGCCCUCGGACGAGCUGAAUCCGUUUGUCUUAUUCUUUUAAUGGGCCUCGCGUUCUUUCGCACCGUAGCUCACUCAACUACCAUUCCCCUUCCUCUCCUCAAUGUCCGCCCUGCUUUUGCGGAUGCUUCCGAUGCAUUCAUCUCGUCAGCUGCAUCCAUAAGACCAUCCACCUCUAUAAACACUACCCUCCCUACCCAGGCCAUUCAGAGUCAAUCUUUCAAAGCUCGAUCCUUAAACAUGCCAACUUCGACUGAUAAGCUGGUCUUCGCUCAUUUUAUGGUGGGGUUCACUCUUUCAUAUGGCGUCGCCGAUUGGGAAAGAAACAUCGAUAUUGCGAAAUCCAAGGGCAUUGACGCCUUCGCGCUCAAUUUUGGCACCGAUUCUUGGCAGUCGGGUCAGAUCUCAAAUGCUUACACGGCUGCUAGUAACAGCGGGAACUUCAAGGUCUUCCUUUCUUUCGACAUGACGGCUUUCGUAUGUCAAGGAUCGGGAGAUGCAAACGUGAUUAGGCAGUUCAUUAGCGGUUAUAACGAACACCCCAGUCAACUGCGCAUCGAUGGAAAGAUGUUUGUUUCGACGUUUUCAGGCGAAUCCUGCACUUUCGGUACCGGCGAUGUUAAUCAAGGAUGGUUGAAUGCCGUAAAGAACGAUUUACCGCCAACCUACUUUGUACCUGCGUUCUUCGUCGAUUCAGGCACACUGAGUGCUUACAGUUCUUUCGAUGGAAUAUUCAAUUGGAAUGGUGCCUGGCCAAGAGGUAGUUCAGACAUUAAUUUCGAUCCUGACCAAUCCUACAUAAACAACCUUGGUGGUCGCUCUUACAUGGCCGGCGUAUCACCUUGGUUCUUCGCUCACUACCCCGGAAAGAACUUCAUAUACCGAGCCGAUGAGUGGCUUUGGGCUGAGCGAUGGGAAGAGCUCAUUCAGCACCGUAAUGAGGUAUCGUUCGCCCAGGUCAUCUCCUGGAAUGACUACAGCGAGUCUCAUUAUGUGGGACCCGUUGAUGGAACGCAACCUGGUUCACAAGCUUGGGUCGACGGGUUUGACCAUCAAGACUGGACUGAUCUCAUGCAGUAUUACAUCGCCGCAUACAAGACUGGAUCAGACCCUCUGAUCAGCAAAGAUCGUAUUUUCCUUUGGGGUCGUUUGUAUCCGGCGGGUGCAGACGCACCGGAUGGUGUCGGGAGACCGGAUAAUUGGCAAUGGACCGAAGAUUAUCUUUGGGCUGUUGUAUUACUUACCUCGCCGGCACAAGUUACGCUUUCAUGCGGACCGAGCAUACAAUCCUUCUCUGCGGGUGCAGGAUUAUCGAAGUUCAAGCUUCCGCUUACCGCCAGUUGCAGUGUCUCAUCCCACAUUGUGCGAAAUGGUCUCACGACGUUGAACUUUGCCCCUUCCGGUUUCAACUUUAACACGAACCCGCCCUCAUACAAUUUCAACUCAUUCGUGGCGGCAUCUCCGGCUUAGCUUCUUCCCAUCUAACUAUUGACUUGAUGCCGCAUUCUUGGUCAUUGUUAGACCAUUCGAAGCCAGUGGAGCAAGCUCUUUAGAAGUAGCUUCUUCUCUAGCUCGCUCCAUUCUAAACAUGACUAGAAACAGUUCUUGUGCCCUCAAGGUCCAUAGCCAGAGGCCGAAUUCUGAGCAUCCACGUUAUAUUUCAAAGACAACAACUCCACAAUACAUCAUCGCUUUGAACCACCAACUAAGGGUUGAACCUCACUCUAAGUGACGAAACAAAGUCCAAUUUCCAUCUGUUGGGAAGGCCUGGAAUGUAUGUAGCGAGCGUGCAGGACAUAGCUAGAUGCAGUUCUCGAGGAAACUAGUUCCCGCAAAGCUGGCUGCUUGCAACUGCUCCUCAGCCUUGUUCAGAUUAUGACUUGUCACUUACGACGUGAUACUGGUCAGCCGGUCGAAUGCAUUGCUGAUUCCAUUCACGGCCAGUUCCACAGCUGCAUCGGGAGGGUCUUGACCGGCGGACAAUGCAGCGAGUAUUUGAUUGAUUCCAUCUUGAGUACUAGCAAGGUCACUCUCCACCUGCGCGAUGGUCUGGGACGCUGCAGGAUCACUAAUAGUAUAAUGAGUUUCGUU
Somion occarium is the source of this 3101-nucleotide messenger RNA. Lineage: Eukaryota; Fungi; Basidiomycota; Agaricomycetes; Polyporales; Cerrenaceae. The record is from the annotation of a GenBank genome assembly.